UAAAAAAUUGCCCCCUUGUCCCUUUCUAUUGGCAAAAUUUAGCCAAUACCAUCUGCAGUUGGUAGCCCACACGCUGUAUGUGAAACCUGCCAUCUAAAACAGCUGCUGAGCUGGUGUAAACUUGCAGGAGCUGAUCACAGACCGGGUACAGGACCAGGAGGACUCGCAGGGGACAGAGAGAGCAGCGCGCCAGGGGCAGCUGCUGCGCGUUGGAGGAGCGCAAAGACCAGUGCGCCCACAGGAGACUCUACGGAUUUCAGAGGGUGGACCGCAGUGAAGUAACCCAGCCACGGGGCAACAGGCAUCACCACAAUGUUGGUGAGGUGACCAAACCGAGGAGAGACCGGCAUGUCCGAGGGGAAGAGCGCUGAACACUGCAGCUUUGAGGCUUCAUCACUGACGACUCGCGGACCAGAUGGUGCCGUAAAGAUGGCUCGGGCUCUCUCCAUCCUCGCUUACUUUUUCUCUUUGAUUCACUGUAGCAGCAGUGCUGACUCAGAGGAGCGCCUCAUGAACUGGCUGCUGGGAAAAGAUCGCUACAAUCCGCUUAUUCGCCCUGCUGUCAACAGGACGGAGAGAGUAACAGUGAAGCUGCAAGUGUCUCUGGCACAACUCAUCAGUGUGAAUGAAAGAGAACAGAUCAUGACCACGAAUGUUUGGCUCACUCAGCACUGGGAGGAUUACAGGUUAUCAUGGGACCCUGCAAAGUAUGAAGGCAUUGACAAGCUGCGCAUUCCCUCCAGACACAUUUGGCUCCCGGAUAUUGUCCUGUACAACAAUGCUGAUGGAACCUAUGAGGUAACAGUCUUCACCAAUGCCAUUGUCCUUUUUAAUGGCAGCAUCAACUGGCUUCCUCCAGCCAUCUAUAAAAGCGCCUGUAAGAUUGAAGUCAAGCAUUUCCCCUUCGACCAGCAAAACUGCACCCUCAAGUUCCGCUCCUGGACUUACGAUCACACAGAGAUCGACUUGAUCUUGAAGUCUGAGGUUGCCAGUAUGGAUGAUUUUACCCCUAGCGGGGAGUGGGAUAUCUUGGCGCUGCCAGGCAGACGGACUGUCAACCCUCUGGAUCCCACAUAUGUUGACCUCACAUAUGACUUUAUCAUCAAAAGGAAGCCCCUUUUCUACACCAUAAACCUCAUCAUUCCAUGUGUCUUAAUCACUUCUUUGGCCAUUCUGGUCUUCUACUUGCCUUCAGAUUGUGGAGAGAAGAUGACCCUCUGCAUUUCUGUCCUCCUGGCUCUCACUGUGUUUCUGCUUUUAAUCUCAAAGAUUGUUCCUCCCACCUCGCUGGAUGUGCCUCUGAUUGGCAAGUACCUCAUGUUCACCAUGGUGCUGGUGACCUUCUCCAUCAUCACUAGUGUGUGUGUGCUCAACGUGCACCACCGUUCUCCAAGCACCCAUACCAUGCCUUCCUGGGUCAAGCUGAUAUUUCUUGUGAAACUGCCUACUUUGCUCUUUAUGAGACGACCUCACAACAACUCUGCACGCCAAAGACUGCGUCAACAGCGGUGCCUACGGGCCAGGAGAGCCAUUCUGGGUUUGGGUUACCCAGUUCCAACCAAAACAGGUAUCACCAUGUCCUCCUCUGCCCUGCUGUCUUCCGACUCUGCCUUUUCCACUCCAGGACACAAAAAUAUAGCCCCUCCAAUGGGCUAUAGCCACUCCAACAGAAAAGGGGAUGUGCGUUCCACUGAUUAUCUUCCGGCUGGUUUCACUUCCACCCAGGACGUCCAGCAGAGAAACAUCACAGACUGGGCUGCUGAUGUUCAGGAGGCGGUAAACGGAGUUCGCUUUGUGGCUGAGCACAUGAUGGGAGAUGAUGAUGAUCAGAGUGUGAUAGAGGACUGGAAGUACGUGGCCAUGGUUGUUGAUCGUAUGUUCCUGUGGAUCUUUGUGAUAGUGUGUGUGGUGGGCACAUUGGGCUUGUUUCUCCAGCCUGUCUUCCAAAGUCACAUUGUUCCUAAUGAGCAGCCCAGCUCAGAGACCCCUCGCAUAUGAUGAGCAACAAGGAAGACUGAGCAACUUCAGGGUUUUCAUAAGCAACUGUGCUAUUAGGAUAAGCAGAGUUGUAAUGGGAUCCAGGCCGGUUAAAGAUUUGAUGUCUUCUUAAUGUUGUACUGACAAGGAUCAGAAGCACUAACAUGAUGUCCUCGGUGCCAAAUCUUACCAACGUGGCACCAAAGAGGGCAAAAUCAGGCAGAAAAUGCAGAAUUCAUGUAUAUCGUUGGAAUAGAAGGAAAGUUUGUGGAUGAUAGCAAAUUGACAGAAUGUCCAUUAAUAUGAAAGAAAAAAAACACAUGGCCUCCAGCAAUAAACCAUACCAUAGUUUGAGAAAAAAAAAAGAUAAGUCUGCAAAAGGACCUAAUGCAGCAUCAUUCCACUGAGGUAAUUUCUCUGACAUUGUUACGUCUACAAAGGGCAAGUGCAGAACUGGACUGAGUGUACCUUUCAAUGCACUGAAGUAUGCAGAACUGUUACAAAAAUACUAUACCUAAUAUGACAAAGAUAUGUCUGCUGUCAGAUGCUGUUUAACUCCUUAUUUGUGUUACCAUGUUACUGGAAUAUAAUAAAGAAAAAUCUGCGUCCUCUUUUAGUUUGAUUAAAUGUAUCACAUCCCCAAUAAAGUCUUAAAAUUGUCA
Messenger RNA from Amphiprion ocellaris (clown anemonefish), 2639 nucleotides. RefSeq names its product cholinergic receptor, nicotinic, beta 4 (neuronal) (gene chrnb4). NCBI's taxonomy places the organism in Eukaryota, Metazoa, Chordata, Actinopteri, Pomacentridae. Gene Ontology annotation, cellular component: neuron projection; synapse; postsynaptic membrane. The record is from RefSeq and is a predicted model, not a curated record. Gene Ontology annotation, molecular function: acetylcholine-gated monoatomic cation-selective channel activity; transmembrane signaling receptor activity. Gene Ontology annotation, biological process: monoatomic ion transmembrane transport; regulation of membrane potential; signal transduction.